Chaetura pelagica (chimney swift) is the source of this 806-nucleotide messenger RNA. Its product is annotated as desumoylating isopeptidase 2-like. The record is from RefSeq and is a predicted model, not a curated record. NCBI's taxonomy places the organism in Eukaryota, Metazoa, Chordata, Aves, Apodiformes, Apodidae. Gene Ontology annotation, molecular function: deubiquitinase activity. The transcript has 5 exons. Gene Ontology annotation, biological process: protein deubiquitination. The coding region runs from base 1 to 591 and encodes 196 amino acids.
AUGGCAAAUGAACCAGUGAUUCUGAAUGUGUAUGACAUGUACUGGAUAAAUGAAUACACCUCCACCUUGGGGAUUGGUGUCUUCCACUCGGGCAUCGAGAUCUACGGCAGAGAGUUUGCCUACGGAGGGCAUCCCUAUCCUUUCAGUGGGAUUUUUGAGAUCACCCCUGGCAGUGCAGUAGAACUUGGCGAGACCUUUAAAUUCAAAGAAUCCAUUGCCUUGGGCACUACAGACUUCACAGAAGAGGACGUGGAUAAGAUUAUGGAAGAGCUGGGCAAGGAGUACAAAGGCAACGCCUACCACCUGAUGCACAAGAACUGUAAUCACUUCUCUGCUGCUCUGGCUGAGAUCCUGUGUGGGAAAGAGAUCCCCCGCUGGGUGAACCGCCUGGCCUACUUCAGCUCCUGCAUCCCCUUCCUCCAGAGCUGCCUCCCCAAGGAGUGGCUGACCCCAGCAGCCCUGCAGAGCCACAUCAGCCUCGGCCUCCACAAGGAGGAGCAGGGGGACACAACAGAUGAGGAGUCCCCCUCUACCUCCACGGCCCCCUCAGCCUCAGGCACCUCACGAACCUGCCGGCACACCCGGGUCUGAACUGUGCCCUCAAAUAACAUCCUCCUCCUCUCUUGUACUAUUGCUUUCUAACACAUUUUUGCACACCUUCAUUUCUCCUCCUCUUCACCGGACAAUGCAGGGGAGGGAAAACUCUUUCUACUAAGGAGGUGAAACUUCAGUCCCUUUACCAGGGACUGGCACUACAGCUGCUCAGCAAAAUGACUGUGAACCCCAACACUGAACUGGGGAGCGUG